Messenger RNA from Caenorhabditis sp. 36 PRJEB53466, 2604 nucleotides. Lineage: Eukaryota; Metazoa; Nematoda; Chromadorea; Rhabditida; Rhabditidae. The record is from the annotation of a GenBank genome assembly.
AUGUUAGGUCCUGAAUUUAAUAUCACGCAUCCGUCCAUCUACCGUACCUCCACCGCAAAUCCCAUCAUUUUAGUAAGUGCGCUCUAUUGAGACGUCGUUGUUCUGAUUUUGAUUCGUAAACUGAAGGCCGGUCUCUUCUGCGAAUCGAUCCCUCAUUGGGCGCGCCGAUAUGCCAAACUUCGACCCGAUUACUCAUUCCCAUCGUCUAUGAUCUCUGAUUUUAAAAGUAGAGUUUUAACCACAUUUCAGGCCCAAUAUAUAUGUUCUUUUUUCAGAAAUUUCCCUAUCCACCGCCGAAUUCUACACAGUUAUGGCGUUAGCCGCGCUUUUCACACUGCUCCGCUAUUAUUUGCAGAUACGUUUAGAGGUUUGUGCACAUUGUACAGUUCUACGACGUCUUUUAAGUCUCGAAAUGAUUUUGUGAAAAUUCUUGGCAUCUAGCACUGUCUUUUUGUAGUUCACACUUUUUCGGUACACCCACUCGCUGAAGUAGUGUAGCGCUUGGAAGUUGGGACUGAAAAGCUGGGCGGAAAUCCAUGCCUAAAUACAAAAGGCUACAGUACUCUUCGGAAUGGUUGUGGGAAAAAGUUGUCAAGUACAAAAAUAAAGAUCCGUUUUAGCACUAUAUUUUUGCCAUUGACAAGUUUUUUGUAAACCCAUUCCGAAGAUUACUGUAGCGCUUGGAAGUUGAAGCCAAUUGUAGCUGUGGUUUUUUCCGUCCAAACUUCCAAGCGCUGCAGUACUCCGGGAUGAGGUCGUGAAAAAAAGUUGUCAACUGGAAAAAUAUGGUACUAGAUGUGAACAAUUCACAAAAAAAUUUCCAAACCGAUAAUACAUCGCUGAACUCGACAAUACUCGUUCAACGUUUUACGUUACUUUCACACCGAGUUUCUCGUUUCUCGUUUCAGUCCUGGACCCAAUUGCACAAUAUCUAUCCUCGAUUUGCGCACAAAGUGCCCGAAUCCUUUUGGAAAUUGACCUAUUACGGCACAGUCUGGAUAUUCGCCUUCUAUUUUCACAUGUGCGUCGAGACUCACGACAUUUUCAACGAUCCGCUUUCCAUGUGGAUAGGUACGCGGUUUUUAAGGCCAACUUAGACCAUUUUUUUGCAGAAUGGGAAUCCGGGGAACGGCCUAAAAUGCACUGGCAAGUACAGAUAAUCUACGCGGUCCAAUCGGCGUUCUACAUCCACUCAAUCUACGCGACUCUUUUCAUGGAUUUGUGGAGAAAAGACUCGUGGCUCAUGUUCGUGCACCAUUUCAUCGCGCUCGCCCUCCUCUUCUUGUCCUACGUCGAUAAGUACGUUUUGUCGCCUGCAAAUGACACUAUUUUGAAUGAAAAACGAUCAUUUUCCCGGUUCAGUUUCACCCUGCCCGGCGUCCUUGUUCUCUUCCUUCACGACAAUUCGGACGCGACGCUCGAGAUCACGAAACUGUCGUUCUAUCUGAAAAAGCGGACGAACGGACAGUACUACAAGUACUAUUUUCUGAUGGGCAACGCCUCGUUCAUCCUGUUCGCCAUCAUUUGGGUCAUCUUCCGAUUGUACUGGUACACGUGCAAACUGCUCUACGCCACCGUAUACGGGGCCGUCUAUCUCGGACCACAGGACGCUCCGUUCUUCCCGCUUCUCGGCAUCAUGCUUCUCAUCAUUUUCGCUAUGAAUGUCUAUUGGUUCAAUGUGAGUUUUUAUCGAUUCAUUUACGCCAUAGACGGUAGAAGAGAUUGAUAGUUGCAAGUAGUAGGGAAGACAUUUCGCAACUAGAACAAGAGUAUUCUUACUGCGCCACGGCGACCAAAAGUGUAGAAAGGGGCGUGGCCUAAUCUGAGACGCGUUUUCGGAAAGCUGCCGCAAUUCCAGCAUUUUUCCGAUAUUUUUGUGUUUGGUAUCGGCAAAAGAAGACAUUAAAGAGAGAAAACAUUGAAAUUUUCGUGAAAACGCAGCGUUUGAGACGUUUUUGGCAUCAUUCGCAAUACGCUCUCCGCGGCCAAUCGCCGCCGCAAUUUCGGAAUUUUCAUACCGGCCCAUUUGGAUAGUUUUGAGACGAAGUGAGUGUCGGAAGUGAUUAAGCACACGUUAAUACAAGUAUUUUAAGCGUUCAAACGGCAAAAAGUAUCGGCGAAUGACUGAAAUUCGCGCAUUUUCAGCACAAAACUCAAAAUCGAUUCAAUUAAUUCAUUUCUGAAUGAACCCUGCGCGUUUUAAGCUCAAAAAGUGCGCGAUGAUUAGUUUAACAAAGUUAUUAUGCAAUUAUAUCGUCGAAAUCCUACAAAAUUUGGAUAAUUUGUGACGAAAAACAUGAAAAAUAGGGGGUUAAAUUUCGAAUUUCGCGCCAAAAUGGUGAUAAACCGUGCACGCUAGUCCACGCCCCCAUUUCUAUGUUUUUGGUCGCCGUGACUGCAGUUUAUGAAAAUCGCCCAACUUAUCCCAAAUUCCAUCUCUGUCGUUUGCAGUUCGUCGCGCGCAUGAUUUGGCGAGUGGCGCUGACCGGCGAGGAUCCUGAGGAUAAUCGCGAGUGGGACACGACUGCGGUGAGCGGUCUGAACCAGCAGAAGCUCGACGAGCUGGCCACUGUCAAAUGCCAUCUGAAGCCGAAAAACGUGUAA